AUGUCUUACAACGGUAUAGGAUUACCAUCUGCUAAAGGAUCUUCCACAAGUGGCUUCAUCCAAAGGAAUUUGGGCAAUUUGAAGUCACACUCCAACUCAAAAUACAGUGCACAGUCAAAUAAAUAUGAGCAUCGCAAACAGUUGAAACUCACCAACGAGAAGAACGAAUUGAAACUCAAACAGCGGCUCAAUUUCAAAGGCGAUGAGGAAAUUAUAAAUCACGAGAAGAAGCGUCUCCUCGAAGUCAAGUGCUUGGAGUAUCGAGACAAGCUCGAGGAGGCCGCAGAGUUGCAAGGUGAUGAACCAGUAGAUGAAGACGCAAUCGAUGAACAAGUAAAUAAAUAUAGACAACAGUUGCUAAAACUUCUAGAUGAAGAUCCCGAAUAUUUGGUCAAAGGAACCGUGAAGAGAUCAAGAGAUGGCCGGGUUUCAAAAGAGUCUCUACGGAAAAAUAAUUUUGAUCUACACAAUAUGACAAGGCAAAAAGAAUUGGAGAACCAAAGAUUCUCAGAAGCCUUCAGACUAGAAAAUAAUGAGCUGGAAAUCCAAAAGCCCAACCCCGAUAGGGAAUUACAAACCCAAGUUCUGAAAGAUGAAACCAUCGAACAGGAAAGGAAACCAGUGUACCAGCGAGUGAGUGUCGAAAGAACAUACAACAGCACUACCAGUGGUGAAAGGAAGGCUUCCAAGGAGGACAUUGACUAUUAG
Saccharomycopsis crataegensis is the source of this 708-nucleotide messenger RNA. It is a transcript of the gene CWC21, whose product is annotated as U2-type spliceosomal complex subunit CWC21. Lineage: Eukaryota; Fungi; Ascomycota; Saccharomycetes; Ascoideales; Saccharomycopsidaceae. Bases 1 to 708 code for a protein of 235 amino acids. The transcript has a single exon. Gene Ontology annotation, cellular component: nucleus. The record is from RefSeq and is a predicted model, not a curated record.